Rhagoletis pomonella (apple maggot) is the source of this 397-nucleotide messenger RNA. Its product is annotated as cuticle protein 16.5-like. The record is from RefSeq and is a predicted model, not a curated record. The transcript has 3 exons. The coding region runs from base 1 to 351 and encodes 116 amino acids. NCBI's taxonomy places the organism in Eukaryota, Metazoa, Arthropoda, Insecta, Diptera, Tephritidae.
AUGUUCAAGCUGUUCACUGCCUGCUUUGUUGCGCUCUUCGCCGUCGUCUUCGGUGCUGCUAAGCCAGCACUCCUGGCCUCGCCUGCCGCCCUGGCGUAUUCUGCUCCAUUGGCAGCUGCGCCUUUCCCUGCCGCCUAUGCCGCCCCAGUGGCCGCCGCCUACACCGCCGGCUAUGCGCCUUACAUUGCUCCCUACGCCAGCAGCUUUACCGCUCAUGGCGUCGCUCACUCUGCUGCCUUCCCCGCCGCUUAUGCUGCUGCAGUUGCUGCUGCUCCAGCUCCGCUCGUAGCCGCUGCUCCUGCCGUUGCCCCAGCUGUAGCUGCUGCCGCUAUUCCUGUGGUGAAAAAGUAAAGUUCUAAAUUUUACGUUGGAUUGUUAAAAGCGAAGUGCCCCUAAA